AUGGCCCCCACCAAAGCAUCCACCUCCCUCCCCCUCCUCUACCGCCUCACCCUCCUCUACAUCGAGCCCCUCUUCGCCCUCAACGGCGCGCUCAUGACCUUCCGCGACCCCUCGGGCUUCGCCACCUCCAUCACGCACAACCCAACCCUCUACACCCCCGCCAACCAGUUCCUGUACACCCAGCUCGGCGGGGCGUGGCUGCUAUUCGCGUUCAACGAGGCCGUGCUGCUGCGGCUGGUGGAUGACCUGCGGGUAUGGAGGUUGUUGUGCUGGGGGAUGCUGGUGAGCGAUGUGGUGUAUCAUGUUAGUUCGGUGCAGGCGGUGGGCGGGUGGGAGAGGUUUGUGAGUUGGGGGCUGUGGAAUGGGUUUGAUUGGGCCGUGUUUGCUUCGGCUGUGGUGCCGAUGGUCGUGAGGGUGUGUGUGGUUUUGGGGGUGGGGGUUAAGGAGGGGGGGAAGAGGCGGAGGGAGUAG
Dichotomopilus funicola is the source of this 471-nucleotide messenger RNA. RefSeq lists its product as uncharacterized. The transcript has a single exon. The record is from RefSeq and is a predicted model, not a curated record. Lineage: Eukaryota; Fungi; Ascomycota; Sordariomycetes; Sordariales; Chaetomiaceae. The coding region runs from base 1 to 471 and encodes 156 amino acids.